AUCUUGUGACAUGCCAGUAUUGGAGAAUGCCAGAAUCAGAAGUAAUAGCCAGCGGUUUAAAGUCAAUGACAAGUUGGACUAUGAAUGCCUUGACGGAUUUGAAAGCAGAGAUGGGCGUGCAGGUUCCAUAGUGUGUGGUAAUGACGGUUGGUCUCAUAAACCAGCAUGUUAUGAAAUAGAAUGCAAGGUUCCAGAAAUAGAAGAAAACUUAAUUGCUCACCCCAGAAAGGAUAAAUAUAGAGUUGGAGACAUGUUGAAAUUCUCCUGCAAACCAAGACUUAAAAGAGUUGGACCAGAUUCAGUUCAAUGUUACCACUUUGGAUGGUCCCCUAAUCUUCCAACAUGUAAAG
Messenger RNA from Lontra canadensis (Northern American river otter), 350 nucleotides. Its product is annotated as complement factor H-like. Lineage: Eukaryota; Metazoa; Chordata; Mammalia; Carnivora; Mustelidae. The transcript is spliced from 2 exons. The record is from RefSeq and is a predicted model, not a curated record. The annotation marks the transcript as partial.